This is a messenger RNA of Galdieria sulphuraria, 2081 nucleotides long. Its product is annotated as GC-rich sequence DNA-binding factor. Lineage: Eukaryota; Rhodophyta; Bangiophyceae; Galdieriales; Galdieriaceae. The record is from RefSeq and is a predicted model, not a curated record. Bases 19 to 2010 code for a protein of 663 amino acids. Gene Ontology annotation, cellular component: nucleus. The transcript has a single exon. Gene Ontology annotation, biological process: mRNA splicing, via spliceosome. Gene Ontology annotation, molecular function: DNA binding.
AAGCAUUGGAGAAAAGGGAUGCUCAAGCAACGAAAAGCAAAAAAUAUUCGCCAGAAACUUUCAGAUACCGAAGAAGAUAAUAGAAAGGAAGAAAUUAACCAACAACAACAGUCAAAUGAUAUUUAUAUAAAACGAACAAAACGAACCACAGCAUUUGGCAGAAAGUGUUCCAACAAAAGGACAGGUGGACUGUUGGGUACUAGAGAAGUAACUAGAGCUGUCAAAGAAUCCAAUGCAGAUUUCAUAGAAGAAGAAGAAAGUAAGCAAGAACUGGAGGAUGAAUGGUUUCCAAAAGAAUUCAAGCAACUGGCGAAUAGUUCCUCUCUGGUGAACCAAGCCUUGCUUGAGGUAAAACAAACAGAACCGGAAUAUUCUUUUGAAACUAUGGAAGAAUUGAAAAGACAGACUUUUGGAUGGAACAAAGAAGAUGGGGAACAAAACAAUGGUUCGUCACAAUUGGAACAACAACCGGAGGAAAUAGUCCAAUCAAACCGUGAGACUCAAAGUCCUUUUUUACGAGUACAAAACGAUGAAGAAAUAGUUGAUGAAGAGGAAGUAGACUCAGAAUCUGAAGCACGUUGGGAACUCGACCAGUUAAGGAGAGCUUCAGGAAACAACAAGUAUACUAGAAAGUUGGAAAAGUUAUCCAAUAAGAAACUGGAAAGUUUCCAUAAACCUGAACUAUUACAAGACCCUCUCAUUGUGUUGGAAAAGGUUUCGAAUAGUCUUCAAGAUGCCAUGAAGACGAAUGAUGAAGAAAUGUCUAAAGUUUUGCAGGAGCAGAUGGAAACAGAAAAGGCCUUGGACAAUUGUCAAAAGCAAAUGAAAGCGAAGGAAACAGAAGCUAUGGUAGCAACUGAAAAGUAUUCAUUUUAUGAAGACUUAGGUAGAUACUUUGAUGACUUGUUAGACAUGCUCAAUGAGAAGUGGAAACAAUUGAAUAGUUUGAGAGACAGAGAAGAACAGGCAUAUCAGGAAUAUCAAAUGAAUGAAGAAUUCCAAGGAAUCUCAUUCUUAGAAAAGGAUGAUUGGAGACUUCUUCCGAAGCCUGAAGAAGAGUUGGAGCAAGACAAUAUGCUUUCGCAUUCUUCCAUAGUCAAUGGCUCAGAAAAUUUUGGUGCCAAAGGUAGAAUUCAGAAAGAAUUGGCAAAUAUUGCAGAGGCUCGCAAUGCUUUGUUUCAGGAUGUAGAGUGGGACUAUGCUUCUAUAUCGCAAGUAGUCGCACAUUUUGUAUGGUGGCGAAAGAAUUAUCCUAAAGACUAUGAUGAAGCCUAUGGAGAACUUAUGUUGAGCAAACUGAUAACCGAAUAUACCAAGAUAGAGUUAUUGGGCUGUUGGCCAUUUGGAUUGCAAAGUUUAUGUGAUAUACAAAGUAUUCAGGCUUUGAAGUUUUAUCAUCAAGAAUUUGGAGAAAGGUUGUCACGUUCCUCUUGUUUGAUUUCCAUCUUAGAAGGAGUUAUUAUUCCUAUUCUUUCAAAGUGGCUUAGGCAUUUGUAUUUUUUUCAAAAUCUUCAUCAAACGAGAACGAUGAGCAUAUUUUAUAAGGAAAUACUCGACUUUACAAAGGAUUCCGAAUUUCUUGCUUCUAUUCAGGAAAAGAUGAAUGAAACAUUUCUUGAGAAAGGGAAAGAUAUCCUCUCUCAGUGUACUGAUCUUUCAGAGUCAUCAUGGAACAAUGAACAACAAUGGAAUGCCUUCAUUUAUAUAUUGCGUAUGAUAUCCUAUUGGCAUGGUUUGAUUCCUUUUGGUAAGAAUGUAGAACAAUUUCUGUUGGAUGAAAUCAUCACUCGCCAUAUAUUGCCUAAAGUAAGAAUAUUAUCGAAUGAAGAUAUUCUAGACCGUUUAUACUUUAUUUUAUGUCACUGUUUACCUCAAGAAUGGCCUGACCCUUGUUCUCAACAUUGGUUGGCCAUUCGGGCACUUGUAACUCGUAUCGUUUCCACUAUCAAGGAGACAGACAAACUGGAUAAAUUGGAAGCUUGUAAAAAACGUUGUGGUUAUUAUUUGUAAUGACAAAGAAUUGUAUAUUGUUAAAGUCAUAUAUGUGCCUUGAAAUAGAUACCCUCAUAUAACAUAUUGAA